Gastrolobium bilobum is the source of this 2862-nucleotide messenger RNA. RefSeq lists its product as uncharacterized. The record is from RefSeq and is a predicted model, not a curated record. Gene Ontology annotation, molecular function: protein binding; ATP binding; ATP hydrolysis activity. Lineage: Eukaryota; Viridiplantae; Streptophyta; Magnoliopsida; Fabales; Fabaceae. The coding region runs from base 1 to 2862 and encodes 953 amino acids. The transcript has 3 exons.
AUGGCACAAAAUAAGCGUGCCGCCUACGCUUGCCAUUCUCAUUCUUGUAUAAAAUUCACGUUUGAGCUCACAAUUCUCUUCAACAUUCAUCUCUCAUUGUCUUCAAACUUCAAUAGAUACAAACAUCUGCUUUCAGUAGUUGCAGCUCGAUAUAACAUUACCAUGGAUCGUAGGCUUUCUGUGGAAGGAGAGGGAAGCAUUCAUCUACAAGUUGGUAAACUCCAAAGGCUCAGGCUCAGCGAAACCGUUAGCAUAGGCACCACCAUGUUUGAGCCACGUGGCCUUAGCAGCAUCGAGAAGUUAGACAGUAGCAAUCUCAAUCCUGUCUCUACAACAACCUCAGCUGUUCGAGCACCAGAAAAGAAGCUGACCCUCUUUGCUCUCCAGCUUGCUGUGUUUGAAAAAGCAGCAACUGGGUUGGGAACACUUGGUUUUAUAUGGGCAACCGUUGUCCUUCUUGGUGGUUUUGCUAUUACCUUAGUCAAAACCGACUUCUGGUUCAUCACCAUUAUACUUGUAGUUGAGGGGGCUAGGAUUUUCAGCAGGAGCCAUGAGCUUGAAUGGCAGCACCAAGCCACAUGGUCAAUUACUGAAGCUGAAGCUGGAAUCAAUAAUUUCCAGGAGCAGAAGUCCAGUUCAAAUUCCCUCCUUGAAAGUAUAAAGAGCCUCUUCAGGCCAAUUGGUACAGUCACAGAUGGGGCUACUGAGUUAACCCCACGGUACAGGGAUACCCCAAGGACACCAACUCGGGUGUGGAUUAGCUCAGAAGUUCCACUUCUACCAUAUACUAAAUGGGUUUUUCUUUCAAGACAUGUCAGUAGGCUUCUCUACUGGCUUCAGCUUAUUUCUGCAACAGCUUGUGUGGUUCUCUCAUUAAUGAAGCUCAUCAAGCAUGAUUAUGGAGAAGUGGCAAAGGGAGACACUGACAAGAGGAACCUCCGAUCUGCUCUCAAUAUCUUUUAUGCCUUGGCUCUUGCAGAAGCUUUGUUGUUCCUAAUGGAAAAAGCUUACUGGGAAUGGCAAGUCAGCUACUGCAAACUGUUGGAAGAGGUAAACAAUGAGUGUGAAUUGGGGCCAUCAGGAAUGUUGUCCAUUAGAAGGUUCUUUUAUGAUGCAUAUUCAAGAUGUGUCAAUGGAAGCAUAUUUGAUGGCUUGAAAAUGGACAUGGUGAGUUUUGGUAUGGAUCUCUUGGCUUCAAACUCCCCUGAUGAGCAGCUCAUUGGAGCAAGAAUUCUUAGGCAGUUUUCAAUCAGUGAGAGAUUUUCUGAUGACACGCUUCAAAAGAUUGGAAUUGCCAUAUCAGUGGUAGAGAGACUAGUUGAGAUGUUGAAUUGGACAGAUCACAAGGAUGAAGAAAUUAGGAUGUCAGCUGCAGAGAUUAUAUCAAAACUAGCUGACAAAAAGCAGAACUCUCUCCGCAUAUCUGGGAUACCAGGUGCUAUGGAAUCAAUAUCAUCUCUUCUGCAAACUAAUAGGAGUUUUAUUCCUGCAGCUGAUGAAAUUGGGGAAAAGAAACUCAUAUUUGAUCAUCCAAAUUAUGGGUUCUGGUCAUUUAACCACUUGGGACUCCUCAUACUGAAAAAACUUGCACGUGACCAUGACAACUGUGGAAAGAUUGGAAAUACAAGAGGCCUCCUCCCAAAGAUCAUAGAUUUCGCACAUGCUGAAGAAAGGUUGCUGAAGAGUGAAAAUGUUACUCCAUCUCAAGUUCUGACAGUGAAGAGAUCUCUGCAACUGGUGAAGAUGCUGGCUAGCACAAUAGGCAUCACUGGGAAACAUCUUCGAAGAGAGAUUUCAGAGGUAGUUUUUACGUUCAGCAACAUUAGAGAUAUUUUAAGGCAUGGAGAGAAACAUCCCCUUCUACAGAAACUGAGCAUAGAAAUUUUAACUAGUCUGGCAUUGGAAGAGGAUGCAACGGAAAGAGUUGGGGCUACAGGUGGAGUACUUAAAGAAUUGUUCAAGAUAUUUUUCAAACACAGUACACCAGAAAAUCAGAAACAUGUAGCAAUUGUUGCUGGUGAGGCCCUUGCAAUGCUUACAUUAGAAAGCAAGAGUAACUGUCAUCGAAUUUUGAAGUUGAAUGUGCUGGAAAGGCUUGUAGAAGCAUUGAAAGAUCCACUACUUCGUGUCAAUGCAGCUAGAAUUCUAAGAAAUUUAUGCACAUAUAGUGGAUCACAAUGGUUCAACCAGCUAAAGGGGACAACAGCUGCAGCACCCACAAUACUUGAGGCAAUCAUGUCAGAAGAAAACAAGAUACAAGAAGUAAUGGUUGGACUAGCAGCAAAUGUUUUCAAAUAUAUGACUUCUCAUGAAUCAAGCAUAGUAUUUGAAGAAGCUAGAAUCAAUGAGGCUGAACUUGCAAAUAAAUUAAUUCAGAUUCUCAAGAAACACCAGCGUCCCUCAACUAAGGUCCCAAGGAUAAGGAGGUUCGUAAUAGAGCUGGCGAUUUGGAUGAUGAAAGACAAAGCAGAAAACAUAAAUACCUUAAAGGAUCUGGGAAUGGAGGAGGUAUUGGAGGGUGUCUUAGAGACCACAUCAGAGCUUGAAAGCUUUAAUGUUUUCUCUGGUGUUGUUGGACUGAACCGCCACAAUGUAACAACUCAGUCACUGAUUGAAACAGCAGUGGAAUUGAUGGAAGAUAGAAAAAAAGAAUUCUUAAUUAGAGAAACGCAAAAACCUGAUAAUGAAACUAAAGCAAAGCUGGAGGCUGGGGUUCCUUUCUUCUCAGACAGUGGAAGUGAAAUUGAAGAGAUGUUUGUUGGUAUUGGGGCACAAAGGGUGAUGGAUCUUUCUUUUGCUGCAAAAAAGCUUCCGCCUUGUGUAAUCUUCAUUGAUGAGAUUGAUGCUAGUGGAGGUACCUGA